Molecule: messenger RNA, 2159 nt
Organism: Syngnathoides biaculeatus (alligator pipefish)
Lineage: Eukaryota; Metazoa; Chordata; Actinopteri; Syngnathiformes; Syngnathidae
Gene: mphosph10
Product: M-phase phosphoprotein 10 (U3 small nucleolar ribonucleoprotein)
Exons: 11
Coding region: 51-2051 (666 amino acids)
Biological process (GO): rRNA processing
Cellular component (GO): nucleus; small-subunit processome; sno(s)RNA-containing ribonucleoprotein complex
Source: RefSeq, a predicted model, not a curated record
UAUUUAUGUGCGACACAGAAAUUCUGAGAUUCUCCCAUGCGUGAGCAACGAUGGCUGUAACAGACGAAAGGGUCACAUUAGAAGAAUGUUUGAUCAAACUUACCGUUAACACUCAGCAUCCAGAUAUUUUUUUGAGCCUUCAAGAUGCAGUGGCAGCAGACUUUACAUCUCUCACCAAAAACCUUUAUGACCUCCAAAAAGCCCAGGAGCCUACAGAAUAUAAUGGCAGCCCAUUGGUUCAGCUCGUGGUAGAAAACUUUGAUGAAGAGCAGAUCUGGCAGGAGCUGGAGCUGCAGAACUCUGCUGUGCUACAACACUUUACGAAUGCCGUUGAUGAAGCUUUAGCCGAUGAGAUGUUAGCAUUACUAGAAGAGGAAGAAGAGAUGGAUGAAGGUAAUGGGGAUGAGGAAGAAGGAGAGCCCAAUGAAAACCAAGAGGAAGAUGCCGAAGAUGAGCCACAAGGUAGGUUAAAGAAAAUGGCUGACCAUGGAGCAGAAGAUUACACAGACGAGGACUCUGAUUUAGAUUUUGAUGUUGAUGCUCUGGAGAAACGAGAGAAACAAAAGAGGAAGCCCACAAAGAAAAUUUUGAAAAUGAAGGGCCUUCCUUCGGAGGUUGAUGAUGAGUUCUUUAAGUUGUCAGAAAUGGAGUCAUUUCUUGAUGACAUGGACAAGCAGGAAGGGAAGGAGGAUGAAUAUGAUGUCAAUUACUUUCAGGACCUGCCCUCAGAUGAGGAUGACAAUUUUGACCUUGAAAUGAUGUCAAGCAAAAAGGCAAAGGAAAACACUGAAAAAAGCUCCAGAGAUCUGAAGUACAAAGACUACUUUGGUGCUGAGGAAGGGGCUGAUGGAGAUAAGCAGUGGAAUAGUGAGGAUGACUGUGUGCAUGAAGAAGAUGGAGAGCAAGAAGUAGAUCCUGAUAAUGAGGACUUUGACAAUGAGAGCGGAGAUGUGAUCCAGGCAAAAGCUUCUCAUAAAAAGGUGACAUUUAACCUUUCUGGUGAUGAAGAGAGUGAAGGGGAGGACCUUGAGGACAUUUUGGGAGGAAAAAACCCAAGCUCAAAAAAAUCACAAUCCAAAUCAUCACAUGAAAAAAAUCAAGAAAAGAUGUCAGAGAAGAUCAAGGAAUUGGAGAAAGCCUCCCUUGCUGCAAAGUCAUGGCAGCUUUCUGGAGAGGUGACUGCACAAACCCGACCAGAAAACAGCAUGCUUGAGGAAGAUUUGGACUUUGAGCAGGCAUCUAGGAAGGCUCCUGCUAUCACAGAGGAAACCACACUACAUCUGGAGGACAUAAUUAAACAGAGAAUUAAAGACCAGGCAUUUGAUGACGUGGUACGCAAGGAGAAGCCUAAAGAGGAGGUGUUUGAGUACAAGAAGAGAUUGACGUUAGAUCACGAGAAGAGCAAGCAGAGUCUAGCAGAAAUUUAUGAGCAAGAAUAUUUGAAGCAGACACAGCAAAAGACAGAAGAGGAGGAGAACCCAGCCCAUGUUGAAAUUAAAAAACUGAUGGAUGCACUUUUCUUAAAGCUGGAUGCCCUCUCUAACUUCCACUUUACACCUAAACCAUCCGUGCCUGAGGUGAAGGUGGUUUCUAAUCUGCCUUCUAUCACGAUGGAAGAAGUGGCUCCAGUCACUGCCAGUGAAGCCACACUGCUUGCUCCAGAGGAAAUUAAGGAGAAAAACAAAGCCGGUGAUGUUGUGGGUGACAGUGAAAAGACAUCAACAGACAAGAAACGCGAGAGACGUCAUAAAAAGAAAGUGAAACAUUUUAAAAUCAAGGAGAAAGAAAAGAAACAGAAGCUCAGAGAAGCAAGUAAAGCUGGAGAGAGCAAAAGACAGUCAAAGGCUCAAGCCACAGAACAAAUGAGGAAACUUGCUAAAGGAGGCAAAACUACAAUACUCAAGGAUGACGGAAAGGACAAAGCACUGCGAUCUUCUCAAGCCUUCUUCUCUCAACUGCAGGAUCAAGUGAAAAGUCAGAUCAAAAGUGCCAAGGGGCAGCCUGCAAAAAAGAUGCACAAGGAAGUUUCUGUCAGCAAAUUUAAGUUAUAGCAACUGAUACUAUGUUGUGACGGAUUAUUUUUCUGUACAGUCCAUUUUAUUUCCAUAACUGCUAUCUUUGGAAUUGUUGAUCUGUUUUUAUUAAAAUGAAACAUUCAA